GUCUCCUUGCAAUUGUAUCUAAUUAGAUACGCACAAUUAUAAUCUUCUUAAUGUAAUCUCUAGAAAUGUAACGUGUAUUUGAUGAUGUCUCCUCAGGGCUACCACUUGUAGAAUUCCAUUGAAGACAGAACCACAAUGAAUGAGCUGGAUGAUUACGAAUACAAUUACACAAAUUACAUUGAUUAUUUGUCUGAUUCUGAACUGGAUACAAGCGUCAGUUAUCCUGUGGAAGUUUUAUCUAUGGUCUUUUACAGCAUAACCUUCAUCCUCGGUGUCCCAGGCAAUGGGAUUGUUAUCUGGAUAACUGGGCUGAAGAUGAAAAGAACAGUCAACACAACCUGGUUUUUGAAUUUGGCCAUUGCUGACUUCAUCUGUUGCUUGUCUUUACCCUUCUCUGUAGUCAACAUUGCACUGAAUUAUCGAUGGCCAUAUGGCAAUGCUCUCUGUAAAGUUAUUCCUUCAGCGAUUGUUUUGAAUAUGUUUGCAAGUGUUUUCAUACUUACACUGGUCAGUGUUGAUAGGUGCACUCUAGUCACUAAACCAGUGUGGUCCCAAAACAACAGAACUGUCCGGCUGGCGAAUUUACUUUGUGGCAUUGUUUGGCUGUUGGCAGUGAUUAUGUGUUUACCUACUUUAAUCUACAGAGAAACCUGGUUGGAGAACAACAUAACCAUAUGCGUUUAUCGUGAGCAUGAAGACACUGUGGGAAUUAAAAGGGUAUUACACAGCACCAGGUUCAUAUUUGGAUUCUUGGUUCCCUUUAUCACCAUCACAACAUGUUACACUCUGAUAACACUGAAAGUAAGACGCAGUCAGUUUUCCAAAUCCAGUAAGAUGUUAAAAAUCAUUCUUGCAGUGAUAGUUUCUUUUUUUAUUUGCUGGAUACCUUAUCAUGUCAUUGGAGUUUUGUAUUCAUUUGCAGCUCAAAUGUCUGACCUGGCAAACACUGUUCAAAUUCUUGACCCACUGGUCAUUUGCCUUGCCUACAUCAACAGUUGCCUUAACCCUCUCCUCUAUGUGUUCAUGGGACAGGAUUUCAAGGACAAAAUUAGAACCUCACUCAGAAAUAUACUGGAAAGUGCCUUCAGUGAAGACGUAACUCGCUCAACUUUGCAUUCCAAAGCAAGGUCUUCAGGAGGUGGAACUUCAUGUGAAACAGCUACUUGAAGCUUACUUGAUUAAACCUUGACCUUUUGGUUGCCAAUCCCAAAUGCAUGACAAAAGGAGAUUGCUGCAUUCAAAUUGUAAUUAAAAGUGAACCUUUUGUGAAGUUAAACAUACCAGUUAUCUUUCAAUGCCCAGCUAUUAAGGAUGUUUCAUUCUUAUCCUUAUAAAUAAACUCAAGAUUAGAUGAAGACACCACCAGGAAAAAAAAAAACAACAGCAGCCUUAAAAGAAGACAGGUCAAAAUGAAUCUGAGAAGAAAAAUAAUAGUCCAGAAAUUGUAUAACCAGGACCCCUUAAUGGAAUUAUGUACAGUUGGGUUUACGUUAUUCCUUAAAUUGGAAGUGGUCAAUGAAAUAAGCAGGAGGGCUUAGUGAACAAGUAUGUCAGUAACCUACAUCCCCUGCUACAACUCGCAAACAAUGUUAUUGAUGUGAUGUAUAUCAAUUAUAAGAGUUUAUUUACUGUAUAUUGUAAUUAACAUAUAAUCACAAACUGUCUGAUAUGUUCCAAGUUUGGGAAGAUUCUUAAACCUAUAAUGUCAUCAGCUAGCUUUUAACAGUUGUAUCAGAAUAUCAAAGAACAUGGGAGCUGAUUGCUGUACUGUUUA
Polyodon spathula (Mississippi paddlefish) is the source of this 1774-nucleotide messenger RNA. RefSeq names its product C3a anaphylatoxin chemotactic receptor-like. Bases 136 to 1167 code for a protein of 343 amino acids. Lineage: Eukaryota; Metazoa; Chordata; Actinopteri; Acipenseriformes; Polyodontidae. Gene Ontology annotation, cellular component: plasma membrane. The record is from RefSeq and is a predicted model, not a curated record. The transcript has a single exon. Gene Ontology annotation, molecular function: G protein-coupled receptor activity; complement component C5a receptor activity. Gene Ontology annotation, biological process: complement receptor mediated signaling pathway; positive regulation of cytosolic calcium ion concentration; phospholipase C-activating G protein-coupled receptor signaling pathway.